Molecule: messenger RNA, 1549 nt
Organism: Rubroshorea leprosula
Lineage: Eukaryota; Viridiplantae; Streptophyta; Magnoliopsida; Malvales; Dipterocarpaceae
Source: the annotation of a GenBank genome assembly
AAAGAUUUGGGGCAUAAAAUUAUCCUUAUUAUCGCUUUUAUCAUGAGAGAAAAUAAGAUAACUGACACAUCUGCAGCAGAUGCUAGAAGAGGAAAAGAUAUUCAGGGAAUUCCUUGGGAAAGACUGAGCAUUUCCCGUCAGGAGUAUAGGAGAAACAGGUUAGAGCAGUACAAGAAUUAUGAAAAUGUACCACAGUCAGGAGAAAGUUCAGAGAAGGAAUGCAAACCAACAAAGAAAGGAGGGGCUUAUUUUGAGUUUUGGCAUAAUACAAGAUCUGUAAAAUCAACAAUCCUUCAUUUCCAAUUGCGGAACUUGGUCUGGUCAACAUCCAAGCAUGAUGUCUACCUCAUGUCUCAUUUCUCUAUAGUUCAUUGGUCUUCGUUAAAUGGCAGGAAGAGAGAAGUUCUUAAUGUCUCUGGGCAUGUGGCCCCAUGUGAGAAACAUCCUGGGAGCCUUUUGGAAGGAUUUACUGAGACACAAGUUAGUACGCUAGCAGUACGGGAUAAAUUGUUGAUUGCUGGAGGGUUUCAGGGAGAACUUAUCUGUAAGUAUUUAGAUCGACCAGGAGUUAGCUUUUGUUUGAGGACAACUUAUGAUGAUAAUGCAAUUACAAAUGCCGUUGAAAUUUAUGAAUCUCCCAGUGGUGCAGUUCAUUUUAUGGCCUCAAAUAAUGAUUGUGGAGUUAGAGACUUCGAUAUGGAGAGAUUUCAGCUCUCAAAACAUUUCUCUUAUCCUUGGCCUGUGAACCAUACCUCUUUGAGUCCAGAUGGUAAGCUUCUUGUCAUUGUCGGUGACAACCCAGAUGGAAUGCUGGUGGAUCCUCAAACAGGGAAGACUGUCAUGCCUUUAUGUGGACACUUGGAUUUCUCAUUUGCAUCUGCAUGGCAUCCUGAUGGCAACAUCUUUGCCACUGGAAACCAAGACAAGACUUGUCGUGUUUGGGAUGUUCGGAAUUUAUCAAAGUCUGUUGCUGUUCUUAAAGGCAAUUUAGGUGCCAUUCGAUCAAUUCGUUUUACACCCGAUGGGCAGUUCAUGGCAAUGGCAGAGCCUGCUGACUUUGUGCAUGUCUAUGAUGCCAAGAAUGGGUUUGAGAAAGAGCAGGAGAUCGAUUUUUUUGGGGAGAUCUCUGGUGUGUCUUUCAGCCCUGAUUCAGAAUCUCUCUUCAUUGGAGUGUGGGAUCGCACCUAUGGCAGCCUCCUUCAGUAUAACCGAUGCAGGAAUUAUACAUAUCUUGACUCUCUGUUGUGAGUUAUAUUCUGUCCAUGAAGCUUCAGUAUACCUGCAAGUUGCCUCCACCUUUCAAGGUUUAUUAGAAUGGUGGAGUUGACAUGGUAUGCAUGAAUGAUACAUGAAUGAAGGUGGCAUACCUGUUAUCCCUAUGCUGUAGAAAGAGCACUGAGAAAAAGACAUUUAACUGAAACAUUAUGAUUAACUCUUCUCCUUGGUUGGUCCUUUGGUUUUUUUUUUUUGUUUGUUUGUUUUUGAAGCUUAGUGGCUUAUGUUGGGUGUUUCGACUCUUUCUCAAUGAGAAUAAACGUUACUCUUUCGC